AUGGAUGUCUCUGCGAGAGAGAGCUUCUCGUACGACGAAAGCCUCCUUGAUCGAAGAGCUCUCAAGAAUUUUCUAAUACUGGAUGAAAUUCUGAAACGAUUUCCCAAGAAGAGUGGUGUUGAGUGUGUCUUUUGUGAAGAAAGCACAAAGAUCCACAACCUCCAUGAUAUGUUUAGAGCAUAUGCAUGUGCUGUUUCAUGUCUUGCCCAUCACACAGAGUCUGUUGGUGUCGCCGAUCUUCUGGUUUUUUUCGAGGUUGAAGAUUUUGUCAUGAGAAAGGCAAGAGGAAGAGAGAUGUGGAGCGUCAGGGAUGUUUUAGAAUUCAGGAGAGACACAAAGGAGAUGUAUGAGGAGGCUCUAAGAGAUCAGCUGGUGGCGGUAUUCAAGACACACUUUAUGGAGAAGUCUAUCAAGAUUAACUGCGAGCAGGAUGUUGAGUCGAUAACAUAUAAAUACUACAAACUGGUGGAUGACGGCGAAAAGACGGGACUUGAAAUGAGAAGCUUGGAGCUUGUUCUAAUUCUACUGUUCAAGAGAGACGAGUUGAUUAGGUUUUUCAGGGUUUUUUGGCCGAAUAGAAAGAGCUAUGCAGUUUUCAAGCUUGCAUUGAUACUCAGCAUGAGGCUGGAGUCUCAUGUCUCGACCGAGAGACUUCUAAAGGAGUUUGAGGGCUUUCCAUUUGAAGAAGAUAGCCUGUUUCCAUAUAAUGGAGAUGUUGACAGCCUGCACGAGAUCAAUGAGAUGCUAGAAAACUCCGAGCCAGACAUUGGCGAAUGGUUUAGGAUGCAACAGGAAAAGAUGUAUUGGAUGGAAUGCGUGAGGAUGUGGGCAGCAAACAGGGAGAGUGAUCCCGGCACAAUGGACAACUCGAUGAUAGAGCUCUGUAUUAAAAACAAGCGCUACGAGGAUGGAUGGCUAAUAUACAAGAACGACAUGAAAAGUACUAAUGUAGGUAUUGUCAAAGCCUGCAUUCUUUGCAUUAAGGGGCUAAAAAGCAGCAACGGAAGUUGUGUGUGGGAGAGCAGGACUGCCGAGGUGAUUGAUAAUGCUGUGUUUUCCGGAGAUCUCAAGUCGUUGCAUGCCUUGAUAAACGAAAUUGUUUCCAAACUUUGGGAGAUCCCAGCUGUCCAGAGAGUUUUUGUCCUCGGAAGAUUUUCAAAGGCGGCUGAUUGCAUGUGUAAGGAUGAGGACUUGAUUGCAGAACUUCUCAAGGGACUUCAGGCGCUGUGCACUGAGUGCAGAGAUUCCGAGACGCGAGAUCUAUGUGUAAGGUACUCUGAGAUGGUCUAUGACGAGUGGAAAAAGGCUAAGAAGAAGUUUCUGUUCUUCAAGAAGCAAAGCCACCACGGCUUGCAGAUACGCAGUAGCAUGCUUGGAAUUUACGGAGCCACGAAAGACUGCAAAAAAUUCUAUAAUGUUUACCAGGAUCUUAUGAAAUCAAAUACCGAGCUGAGCAGAGAGCUAUGUACAAAGCUGGAGAGCCUCCACAUCCGGGAUUGCGAGGAAUGCAUCUUAAGGAGAAGGCAGCUUACUGUAAAUGGAAACAGGAAGGCCCCGCCCGUCUUUAAUUUUCUGAAUAAACCUUAA
Molecule: messenger RNA, 1587 nt
Organism: Encephalitozoon cuniculi GB-M1
Lineage: Eukaryota; Fungi; Microsporidia; Unikaryonidae
Exons: 1
Coding region: 1-1587 (528 amino acids)
Source: RefSeq, marked provisional